Molecule: messenger RNA, 1306 nt
Organism: Schistocerca gregaria
Lineage: Eukaryota; Metazoa; Arthropoda; Insecta; Orthoptera; Acrididae
Exons: 2
Coding region: 45-449 (134 amino acids)
Source: RefSeq, a predicted model, not a curated record
CGCCUGCGGCCCGGCUGAACGCAUCGCAGCGCAGCGGGCGCGCCAUGAAGCGCUCGUCGACGUCAGCGUCGUCGCCGGCGGCAGCGGGCGAGGUGCGCGCUGCGGCGCGGCGGCUGGCGCGCCUCGUCAGGGGCUGCGAGGCGGAGGCGGCGAGGCUGCCCGCCGGCCGGCAGCUGCUGGGGGCGACGGCAGCGGGGGCGGCACCGGGCCCUGGCCAGGGGGUGGCUGCGGUGGCGGCGGCCGCGGCCGCAUUCCUGCUGUUCGCGCUGCUGCUCUGGUUGCUGCUGCCGCACGACCACCACCCACAGGAGGAGCCCCUGCCGCAGUCAGCGCGUUACGGGUUGAUUGAGACAGCAAAACCUGAGGUGGCGUCAUGGCUGGCAGCGGAACAGAUUCUGCGAGACCCGGCGCCCGCUCAAGCAAGAAAGGUGGCCAACAUAACGCGCUGAUGGUUGCUGCCCAGCGGGCCCUGCGAGCUGCGCUGAGGACACUGUCACCAGCAGCGCAGUUGGCAGCACUGCUGCGCCCUGUCAAGGACGAAUUCUGCUCAGCGGCUGUCCACCGAGAAAUACUGGAGACCUGUAUUCGAGAGUUGCGCAUUUCCUCUCUUCCUAUUUAAUGACUGUGUGAGAACAGGACACUAGGUGUGAUGGAGACAGUGUUCCAAGUGGUCUUCGUGUGCUACUGAGAACUCUUUUAGUAGAGUCUCACUUAUUCAACAUAGUGCACUGAGUACCCUUACUACGGUACAAAAAUUUGUAAUUACGAUAUGGAGAGAGGGAUUCCUCAGGAUCUUAGGAACGUGCUAAUUAAUUCCAUUGGUCGUCAUUACACCCUUUUCGACUUGCUAUCGAGUAAUACGCAUGCUUACAUGAUGCUUGUAAUUCAUCCGAGGUAAUCAGGGGUUUGGAAACAAUUUUGACCCCUGUGGCUGACCACCGCCGUCAAGAUUCCUUUAAUUGGGCGGGAAGCAAAUUGAUACGCUAACAGAAGUAACGCCUAGAGGUCCCCUUAGAUUUUUCAGUACCAUCCAUCAGAGAAGCUGAAACAUUGGUCAAACCGUGAUGUUUAUGAAAAAUUUCAAAUAACUCGAAAAUGUACAUUGUAUCAGAGGACUAGUUUCCUGAAGAUGACCUUUCCCUACUUAGAAGCUAAUCUACUGAAACAUAUUCUAGCAUCAUUACACUUAAAUGCUGUUACACUCUAAGAUACCCCUGGACCACGUAAGGAUAAGUAGGUAGUUUACUAAUACGCGAAAUAAAUUUUGUGUUAAUAAAUGGAACAAAUACAUUUCUUAACAAGCCAA